AGGUGUUUCCGUUGUUCUAUCGUAACAGCGAAAAAGAAAAGAAAAAAAAACACACACAAACACUCUUAUGUUUUGUCCGUUAAUUUUCACAUGACGACGACGAGCUCAACAAAGACACGUCUCUUGUUCUUGCUUUCUGAUCAAUGCCUAUUUCUCGCAAAACUUCUCCUCAUUUCUCUUCUUCUUUGCCGUCCUUUCAUUCUGAUCUUCACCGCAACGUUGGCAAUGCCGGCAAUUCUUGUAUUAACCAAGCCCAACAGCAGCGCCGUCUCACGCGUCAAAGGAAGCUCAGGCACUUGACCGACGACGAGCUGGGCUUAAGAUUUGGUGAUAUCCACCGUUCCUUCUCCUCUCCCUGUUCCCCUGAUACGCCGGCGAGGAUGGACUCCAAGUCUCCUGAGAGGUUGGAGCAUUGGUCUUCGUACGCCGAGCCCAAGCCUUUGCCUCUUCCUGAGGGGUUUUUUAAUCGGAAAUCCAAGACGUCCGGUUCCAGUCCUGGACCGAGUAAGCUAGCAUCACCUGAUGAAAGGCUUGCCUCUGUUGUCGGAAGGAAGAAUGCAGAUCACGUUGCUAAAAGUGCAGCAAAAUCAUCGGUCAAUGUUCAUAAGGAAUUCUCUCAAGACGAAUUUGUCGAAAGCUUUACAAAUGGCACAAAGCCGACGGUGACUACAAGGAGCGGUGCUACAAGUUAUUUCUCAUCUCCUGCCAGUCCUCAAAGAUCAAACACCCAAGAUCACUUUAAUUCUUAUGAUGUUGCAGAUUCAACCAAGUCUUUGUUAAGUCGUCGCAGGGGUUUUCCUGGCGAGAAAAUUUUCGGGGGUGUUAACUACGACUUGAGGCUGAAGGUUUCGGCCAGGAGUGCUCCGACGACGGCUUUGUCUAGUCCCUCCGUUAGUCCACAAAGAUCAAGAGCCAUAGAUCUCCAUGAAUCAAGUGGGUUGAUAGACUUAGAUGUUCCAUAUUCAGGUAGGCCUGCUGCUUAUAAUGUUUCACCAGUAAAAAAUGUACAUAGUCCUGAGAAUUCUCCACUGCAUAUCCCUGGUCCAAAUAAAACUUCAUCCUACCAUGGAGAGUGGCUUGAAAAUAAUAGUAAUCAAGUAAAUGCCCAUCCUUUGCCCCUUCCCCCUGGAGCUUUACCAUCAUCAUCACAAUCACCGGUGCCACUACCAUCACCGGUCUCAAAUCACGUCAUUGAAAAACCAAUGGCAACUUCGAUCAUAAGUCAAUGGAAGAAAGGAAAACUUCUUGGACGUGGUACAUAUGGAACUGUUUAUGGAGCAACAAACAGAGAGACUGGAGCUUUGUGUGCAAUGAAGGAAGUUGAGAUCAUCCCUGAUGACCCUAAAUCUGUUGAAUGUAUAAAACAGUUAGAGCAGGAAAUUAGAGUUUUGAGACGCUUAAAGCACCAAAAUAUUGUUCAAUACUAUGGCAGUGAAAUAGUUGAUGAUCGCUUAUACAUAUAUUUGGAGUAUGUCCAUCCAGGCUCAAUUAAUAAAUAUGUCCGUGAGCACUGUGGAGCUAUAACAGAAUCAAUAGUUCGCAAUUUCACCCGUCAUAUUCUAUCUGGCUUAGCAUACCUUCAUAGUUUCAAGACAAUACACAGGGACAUAAAAGGUGCAAAUUUGCUGGUCGAUGCCAACGGGAUUGUUAAACUUGCUGAUUUUGGCAUGGCAAAACAUCUUACGGGAUUAUCCUACGAGCUUUCUUUGAAAGGAAGUCCAUACUGGAUGGCUCCUGAGGUCAUAAAAGCUGUCAUGAAGAAAGAUUCCGAUCCAAAUCUUGCUCUGGCUGUUGACAUAUGGAGCUUGGGUUGUACCGUCAUUGAGAUGUUUAAUGGUAGACCUCCUUGGGGUGAACUUCAAGGGCCUCAAGCUUUGUUCAAAGUUCUGAACAAAACCCCGCCUGUACCAGAAGCAUUAUCUCCAGAAGGAAAGGAUUUUCUACGUUGUUGCUUUCAAAGAAAUCCCGCCGAGCGGCCAUCCGCAGCUACGCUACUUGAGCAUCCUUUUGUACGAAAUUCGGCUGAUCAAAAUGGACAAGCCCUCAUGCAGGCCUUUUCUAGAAUGGAUCUAACAGAUAAAUCACAUAGUAUGAGAAUAGAAAUGAUGUCGACUUCCCUGGGAACAAGGAUGACAAACGGGAAAUUGCCGUCUAAUAGUGAAACCAGACGAUUAGGCUAUCCCAAAACCAAUAACUGUGCCGCAGCUUCGCACCAUCCCCUCGAUCCUGCUCUUGAGGUCUCGACUUACACUUCUGGAACAAGAGUGAUUCAUGGUUCACAUAGUUUCAGCCCGUCACAUGUUUCAAGCAAUAUGCCACUCGGUGCGGUGAACAACCACCCAUUUGCUGUGGGGCGGAUGCAAGGCAAGGAAGUCCCGCACAUCUGAAACUUGGGUUCGGAUUCAGAUCGAUGAAAUGUAGGAAAUUGUUUUAGUGGAUGUUUGGGGGGUCAGGGUUUGAUGACUGGCGUGAUGUUCAAUUUCACCAUUUUCACGGCUCUGAUAAACAUAAUGUAAAUACAGGGUUUCUUAGUUGUUAAUUCUGUUACUUGAUUCUUUA
This is a messenger RNA of Gossypium raimondii (Peruvian cotton), 2559 nucleotides long. RefSeq names its product mitogen-activated protein kinase kinase kinase 5. The transcript has 11 exons. The coding region runs from base 144 to 2387 and encodes 747 amino acids. The record is from RefSeq and is a predicted model, not a curated record. NCBI's taxonomy places the organism in Eukaryota, Viridiplantae, Streptophyta, Magnoliopsida, Malvales, Malvaceae. Gene Ontology annotation, molecular function: ATP binding; protein kinase activity. Gene Ontology annotation, biological process: protein phosphorylation.